AGCGAGAAGGAGAGCGCAACGGAAAGCAACCCAAGCCUCUCCUUUUCCGCCACUUCCCCCCAUUCCACAGAGGACUCACGCGCCCUUCAAUCGUUCGCCCUGUUUCUUCCUCCCCUCGCCUUCCUCCGAUCCAGGCCCCGUCUGUCGUCUUCGCCCGCCCCCAAAGCUCCAACCUUUCCCUCGUUUUUGCUUGGCGUCUACGGCCUGGUCCGUCCAGGAAAACAACGGAUUUUGUUUUCGUUGCGUUGUUUGCUGCUGUGCUGUUGCCGCGGUUUUUGUCCGCUCCUCGGAGUUCAGUUCGUUCCUUCUCCAUUUCUUGAAGCGCCCCCUCAGUGGGCUGCGUUAUUCGCUUUGGAUUCCGCAGCUUGGUUUGGAAGCCUCGGUUCUUGGUUUGGGAAGGAUCCCCCUUUCAAGGAGAGGAAUUUGGUGUGGGUUGAUGGUAUCCUGAGAGGAGUCCGCGAUGCAAUGAUGGGUUCUUGAAGCCGAGGUGAAUCUUUGACCAGCCCAAUCUCCCGAAUUUUGAGCUGACGUCGCUCGGUUCUUGAUCCGCCGGGCGCCAUGGGCCUCUGCUACGGCAAGUCGGCGGGGGUCCAGGAGCCUGCGGCGGAGGAAGAAACCCAAGUAGCUGCCGGCGCGGCACCUCCAGCGGUGGCCCGCGAUGAUGGGGCCGCGUCGCCGGCGAAGGCGCCCCCGACGCCCAAGCAGCCCAAGUUCUCCUUCUACCUGCCGAGCCCGCUCCCAACCUCCAGCUACAAGGGCUCGCCGGCCAACUCCAGCGUCGCGUCCACGCCGGCGCGCAAGCGCCCGUUCCCGCCGCCAUCGCCCGCCAAGCACAUCCGCGCGCUCCUGGCGCGCCGGCACGGCUCGGUCAAGCCCAACGAGGCGUCCAUCCCCGAGGGCGCCGAGCCGGACCUGGGGCUGGACAAGAGCUUCGGAUACUCCAAGCACUUCGCGGCCAAGUACGACCUCGGCCGGGAGGUGGGGCGCGGCCACUUCGGCUACACCUGCGCCGCCAAGGCCAAGAAGGGCGAGCUCAAGGGCGAGGACGUCGCCGUCAAGGUCAUUCCCAAGGCCAAGAUGACUACUGCUAUUGCCAUUGAAGAUGUCAGAAGGGAAGUCAGAAUAUUGAGUUCUUUGACAGGCCACAGCAAUCUAGUGCAGUUUUAUGAUGCUUUUGAGGAUGAAGAAAAUGUAUAUGUUGUUAUGGAGUUAUGCAAAGGAGGUGAACUGCUGGACAGGAUUUUGGCUAGAGGUGGAAAAUAUUCUGAGGAAGAUGCUAAGGUUGUUAUUCACCAAAUUCUAAGUGUUGCUUCAUUUUGCCAUCUUCAGGGUGUUGUUCAUCGGGAUCUGAAACCAGAGAAUUUUCUUUUCAUGUCAAAGGAUGAGAAUUCUGCCUUGAAAGUCAUAGACUUUGGUUUGUCUGACUUUGUUAAGCCAGAUGAAAGACUUAAUGACAUUGUUGGAAGUGCAUAUUAUGUUGCUCCUGAAGUGCUCCAUCGAUCUUACGGCACUGAGGCAGAUAUGUGGAGCAUCGGAGUAAUUGCAUAUAUUUUGCUUUGUGGAAGCCGCCCUUUCUGGGCACGAACUGAGUCUGGAAUUUUUCGAGCUGUCCUAAAAGCAGACCCUAGUUUUGAUGAUACCCCUUGGCCUACCCUUUCUGCUGAAGCAAAAGAUUUUGUAAGAAGGCUACUCAAUAAGGAUUACCGCAAGAGGAUGACUGCUGCACAAGCCCUCUGCCAUCCAUGGAUCCGUGGCACUCAGGAAGUUAAGAUUAAUUUAGACAUGAUUAUCUACAGGCUCAUGAGGGCUUACAUAAGUUCAUCUUCUCUACGGAGGUCUGCAUUGAGGGCUCUUGCAAAGACACUGACGAUAGAUCAACUCUUCUACCUGAGAGAGCAGUUUACACUGUUAGGUCCAAACAAGAGUGGCCAUAUCUCCUUGCAAAAUAUGAAGACGGCCUUGAUGAAGAAUUCCUCAGGUGCAAUGAAUGAUUCUAGGGUUGUUGACUUUGUUAACUCAAUAUGCAAUAUCCCAUAUGGAAAGUUUGAUUUCGAGGAGUUCUCUGCUUCGGCUAUUAGCGUUUAUCAAAUGGAAGGCCUAGAGACGUGGGAACAACAUGCUCGGCAAGCGUAUGAAUUAUUUGACAAGGAGGGCAACAGACCAAUUGUGAUCGAAGAACUUGUAUCGGAACUUGGACUUGGCCCUUCAGUUCCACUUCAUAUUGUUCUCCAAGAUUGGAUCAGACAUCCCGAUGGAAAACUCAGUUUCCUCGGAUUCAUAAAACUAUUGCAUGGAGUUUCUUCGCGCCCUAUCCCUAAAGUCUGAGAUAACCUCUUGCGCCAACCAAGGAGAAAAGUGACAACUAAGCUAAUCUCUGCCCAGUGCAUGGCAUGUCUGGUUGUAGAAGUUGCAUGAAACUAGCACAAAGGUUAACAGAUGAUAUAGUAGUGUAAAGAGGUAAAGGCUCUCAGUAGGUCUAUCUAUAUUGUCGCCGCCUCUCACAUGGAUCGACAUUGCACUCAGGAUGUUUAGAAGAAUGUUAGAAUGUAUAGAUUUGGUUUGGGGAAGAAUGGAAGGGCUAAAAGAUUUGAGGCUGAUUUUGUGGGUGUCAACGUUGUGUGGUGCUGUGUGUCUCAGUAAUGGGUUGAGAGGUAAUGCCUUGCCUUGUGUUGUGCCGCUUCAUGCCCUAAUUUCGUAUUCUAAUUGCUGUAAUCUCCAUGUUAUUUAAAUUUCUAACGAGAGGUAAUGUUUAGCUUUGUAACUUUA
This is a messenger RNA of Setaria italica (foxtail millet), 2766 nucleotides long. Its product is annotated as calcium/calmodulin-dependent serine/threonine-protein kinase 1. The transcript is spliced from 11 exons. The coding region runs from base 559 to 2325 and encodes 588 amino acids. Gene Ontology annotation, cellular component: cytoplasm; nucleus. The record is from RefSeq and is a predicted model, not a curated record. Lineage: Eukaryota; Viridiplantae; Streptophyta; Magnoliopsida; Poales; Poaceae. Gene Ontology annotation, molecular function: calcium-dependent protein serine/threonine kinase activity; calcium/calmodulin-dependent protein kinase activity; ATP binding. Gene Ontology annotation, biological process: peptidyl-serine phosphorylation; intracellular signal transduction; protein autophosphorylation.